AUGUCGGAUCGAAAUGGCGAGGUGAUGGUUUUAAGUGUGCCUGAGCAAGUUACUUCCCCCACUCUACCGGGACCAGCAGGCGAGUCUGGUUCUCUCACUUCUUUGCAGAGCGGCUUGAGUCGAGAAGCGUUCUAUGAAAAUGACGACAACGAGCUAAAGCGCGAGUCGGCUAUCGAGGAAUUUCAAGCCGCCCUUGAUAGCAAAACUUCGCUGCUAUCUAAAAGCUACGCGUUGCAGAAUAAGCUAUCCGAAUACUUCAAGCGAAAGCGAGGAUCUGGCGGUCUAAUCCAAGUCGAAUCAGUCGAAGAGAUCGAGUGUCAAUACAAAACAAGCAUGGACAAGGUCGAUGAACUCACGGCAAAGCUCAAGAAAGUUGGCUCCGACUGUAAAACCGACUUGGAAAUGUUUCUCGAGCGAUGCGAGGAGAAGCGCGUCUCCGUGAACGGCGAUUACGAACGAGUCUUGAAGAAGAAACGGACCAUCAGCCAGAGCUGCAUUGUCCCGCGUUCUGGCCGCCCAGUGACCUCAAAAGACGUUGAUGAUUUCGAAGAGCAAGAGCGCAAAAAAGACGAAGAACUCGAAAAGGCCCGCCUGGAAAACAUCAAGUGCAAGACAAAGCUCGAGAAGAGCGAGCUCUUGCUCAAAGAAAAGGAACAAGUGAUUGAGGGUUUGAAUCUCAUCGACUUCGAGCAGUUGAAGAUUGAAAACCAAACUUAUCACGAGAAAAUUGACGAGCGAAACGAGGACCUUCAGAAGCUGCAUAAGAAGAUUGAGCGAACAGUGCAAAUCCUUACUCAUAUGAAGGAGAAGCUAGAAUUUGUAUCGAUUGAAAAUCAAGCGAAAAAGGACCAAUUAGACAAGGCUGAGGCGGAUCUCCAGUGCCAACGAGACGAGCUCAACCAACUCAAGCAACAACGAGAGCGCACUAGAAAUAGCGCUGCCAAACUCCAGCGAAACAUGGGUCUCUACGGCAAGGAGGCCCUCCUGUUCGACUUUGAAGAACAAAUUGACAAAACGGAGGAGAUGAAGAAGGCGGUUGCUGCGUUGAAGGCUCGCCACGCAGAAUUGAAGAAAGAAAACGCUGAUUUGAAUGGCAAGAUCGGCACGAGAUCAUCUAAUGCGACGCGCGUCAAGAGCGCAGCGACGGUCAAUACAGUCAAGUUCUAA
Messenger RNA from Oikopleura dioica, 1167 nucleotides. The record is from the annotation of a GenBank genome assembly. Lineage: Eukaryota; Metazoa; Chordata; Appendicularia; Copelata; Oikopleuridae.